CCGGCUCUCCUAUCUCUGUCGCUCAACCGCUGUCCGCGCGGUGGCGCCACAUAGGUACUCGUCACCCCACGGUCCUCCCUGAGGAGCUGGUGACCUUACCGUCAAAGCCCCGGGAUGCCAUGGGUCGUCCUCUUGGGCGGCUUCUGGACACUGAGCCACUAGAGGGCAUCGGUCCCGGCAGGGCCGGACGGCAGGCUCCGGGCUACCGCCACGCUCUCAAUGGCGCCCAGAAGGGGGCGGGGUGGCGACCGCAAUCGCUUUGGCUGAGGCUCUGCGGUGAAGGGAGGGGGGCGUUGUGCGUCAUCAGUCUGCGCCACCUGACUCCCGAGACCCUGGCUUUGGCGUGGGAAGUGAGGUGUGGGAAGUAGGUCGCUUUCUGAUGAAUUAAUUGGCGGUGAACUGAGACUAGAGGGAAUCCUCCCGCCAGCGGCUGGUACUUGCACCCGGACCCCCGUCUCCGGCAAGCACAGUCCGACGUGUAUUGUCUGCCGCGAGGGCACAUUCCGAAAACAGGAGAUUAAUUUAGGUCCCCAAAAUGGGAAGAACCUACAUUGUAGAAGAGACUGUGGGACAGUAUCUUUCAAACAUAAAUCUCCAAGGAAAGGCUUUUGUCUCUGGCCUUUUAAUAGGACAGUGUUCUUCACAAAAGGAUUAUGUGAUUCUUGCCACUAGAACGCCACCCAAAGAGGAACAAAGUGAGAACCUCAAACAUCCCAAAGCUAAGUCGGAUAACUUGGAUGAAGAAUGGGCCACAGAACAUGCCUACCAGGUAUCCAGAAUGCUACCAGGAGGACUUUUAGUUCUUGGAGUAUUUAUUAUUACUACUUUAGAACUGGCAAAUGAUUUUCAAAAUGCCCUGCGUAGACUAAUGUUUGCUGUGGAAAAGUCUAUAAAUAGAAAGAGAUUGUGGAAUUUCACAGAGGAGGAGGUCUCAGAACGAGUGACACUUCACAUUUGUGCUUCUACAAAAAAAAUAUUUUGUCGAAGUUAUGAUAUCCGUGAUCCAAAGAGUUCAGCAAGACCGGCAGAUUGGAAGUAUCAAAAUGGAUUGUCAUCCUCAUGGCUUUCUUUAGAGUGUACAGUUCACAUUAAUAUUCACAUCCCACUUUCUGCUACUUCUGUCAGCUAUACUCUGGAGAAAAAUACAAAGAAUGGACUUACACGCUGGGCCAAGCAAAUAGAAAAUGGUGUUUAUUUGAUUAAUGGACAAGUUAAAGAUGAAGAUUGUGACCUAUUAGAAGGACAGAAAAAAUCUUCCAGAGGAAAUACUCAAGCAACUGGUCAUUCUUUUGAUGUCAGAGUGCUAACGCAGUUGCUCCUGAAUUCAGACCACAGAUCCACAGCCACAGUCCAGAUAUGUAGCGGUUCUGUAAACCUUAAAGGUGCUGUGAAAUGCCGAGCUUAUAUCCACAACAGUAAACCCAAAGUUAAAGAGGCCGUGCAGGCAGUAAAGAGGGAUAUAAUGAACACAGUUGCUGAUCGUUGUGAAAUACUAUUUGAGGAUCUCCUUUUGAAUGAAAUUCCAGAAAAAAAAGAUUCUGAAAAAGAGUUCCACAUCCUCCCUCGUCGAGUCUUUGUUCCCCUUUCUGGAUCCACUGUAAUGUUGUGUGAUUAUAAAUUUGAUGAUGAGUCGGCUGAAGAAAUCAGAGACCAUUUUAUGGAGAUGUUGGAUCAGACAAUUCAAAUAGAAGAUGUGGAAAUUGCAGAGGAAAUAAACACAGUUUGUGUGAGUUCCUCUGUGAAUAGUCAAGCUUCACGGGACACCACAGAUGAUGAACCACCAAAACAGCCAAUUAAAACUACAAUAGUAUUGAAAAUUCAGCAAAACAUAGGUGUGAUUGCAGCAUUUACAGUUGCUGUCCUUGCUGCCGGUAUCUCCUUUCAUUACUUCAGUGAUUAGGGUUCACAGGCAGUAGAAGAACUUUCAAGAACCAUACUUCUACCUUUCCUCUGCCACAGACAAAACAUUUUAAGGCAGGAGUCAUGAAUACUAUAUUACCCAUACAAGUGAACUGUGAUUGUCUGGAUGGCAGAUACCAGUGGCAACACUGCCGUAUACAGUUUGUCUCAAAUCAGAAACAAGAAGAGAUGUGAACCUGAGUUGCCGCCCUAGACAGGACAGUUAAAGAAGAUUGAGUGGCCCUCAGUUUGUAGUGCUCUAGCUCCUCGCAGAAGCAAGAGAGAAACAUUCCUAAUUUAGUUCCAAGACUCCUAUAGAUUAUUAUCAAGUAGUGGUAUUUUAUGACCAGAGAUCAGACGCACAAGUUGAAACAAGCUAACAUGACAAGGGAGCUAUAGAAAAAAUAAACAUCGAACUCACUUCUUCAAGGUUUCAUCACCAAGAUAAGAAAUGAAGUUGGAACCAUAGGCAGAUCUGAAAAAGAACCAAAUAGAACUUGAAAUGAGAAAUAUUUAUUGAAAUAAGAAAAAAGCCUUCAGACAUAUUGAAUAUUAUAUUAGACUCGGCUGGAGAGACACGUGAACCAUAAGCUGGAUCUAAAGAAAUUACCCAGUGAGCAACAAGGAGAUAGAAAACAUUAGAAAAUUAAGAGAGUUGGAGGGAAGAAUUAUAAAGACUAGGAAUACUAGAAGGAGAGAAUUUAGAGAAUGAAGGAGAGGCAAUACUUGAAGAGACAACACAAUUUUCCAAAUUUGUUGGAAAAACAUGAAUUCAUAAAUUCAGGAAGCACAGUAUAUGCCAAAUAUCUAAUUUAUAAAAUCCAGACCUAGACUCAAGGUAGUAAAUGACAAGAUGCCAAACACCAGAUUGUAAAAGCAACCAUGGGGAGAAAACGAUCAUCAAUGAACGGAAGACAGUCAAAUGCUUGGUAAGCUUCCUAACAGCAACAGUACCCAAAAGAGGGUAGAAUUCUGAGAGAAACUAUUAGCUUAGAAGUUGCUACAAGCAAAAACUGAAACAAACGCACGCUGAAAUGAAAAACAUACUGUCUUCAGCAGAACUUCAGCAAAAAGACUGCAAAAGGAUGAUCUUCAAAAAGGAAAAUGAUUCUAAAGGGUCAUCUGAAAUUGAAGAACUAGUGAGCAAAUAAGUAAUAAGGAAAUUUAAACUGUUGUUUGUAUAAAACAAUUAUAAUGAAAAUUAUAAGAAAUUGUAAACAUUUGUAAAACUAAAUAAACAUUGUUACGCAACAUUAGUAAUGUCAA
Molecule: messenger RNA, 3165 nt
Organism: Saimiri boliviensis boliviensis (Bolivian squirrel monkey)
Lineage: Eukaryota; Metazoa; Chordata; Mammalia; Primates; Cebidae
Gene: ODR4
Product: odr-4 GPCR localization factor homolog
Biological process (GO): intracellular protein localization
Cellular component (GO): endomembrane system
Source: RefSeq, a predicted model, not a curated record